AUGACUGAUAUUAAUAAUAAAUAUUCCAAAUUAAAAGUGAAAAAAAAUAAAAACAAAAACAAAAAGAAGAAUAACAAAAAGAAGAAUAACAAAAAGAAUGAUAAAAAAAAUACUGUUCUUGUAAGUCCUAAUGAGAAACUCAAGAAAGAGAAAAGAAAAGAAAACCACAAGAAUAUAAAUCAAAAGGAUAUAUACAAUAGUAAUAAUAAUGAACAUAUAAAUGAACAAAAUAAUAAACAUAUACAUCUAAACAAUAAGAAAAAUAAAAAUAAAAAGAAAAAAAAUGUACAGUUAAUAAAUGAAAAAUGGAUAAAUAAAAAAAAAAAAAAAAAAAAAAAAAAUAAAAGUAAUAAUAUAUAUCAUAAUAAUAAUCUGAAUCAAGAUGAAGAUGAAAAAAAAAAAAAGAACGUAUUUCCUUAUGUGAGUGUAUUAGGACAAAAUGUUGUAAAUAAAAAUAUCCAUAUACAUCGAACAAAUGAUGAUCAUAAAUAUGAUUAUACCGAUUUACAAAAUAAUAAACAAAAAUAUAAAAAGAAAAAAAAAAUUGAAAAAAACCCAGAAGAUAUAGUUAAUUCUUCUUUAUUUAGAUAUAUCAAUGAAUAUAUGUAUACAAAUAAUAGUUCAGUUGUAGAAAAUAAAUUAAAUCAAACUAAAAAUAUUUUUAAUAUAUAUCAUCAAGGAUAUAAAAACCAAAAAAACAAAUGGCCACAUAAUCCUGUAUCAGUUAUAAUUAAACAUUUGAAAAAAAAUUUUAACAUGAAUAAUAAAAUUGCUGAUUUAGGAUGUGGAGAAGCAGAAAUAGCAAGAACAUUAGAUGGAUGGGAUAUAAUUUCAUUUGAUUUAAUUCAAUAUAAUGAUUAUAUUACUCCUUGUAAUAUAACUCAAUUGCCUUUAAAUAAUAAUUCAUAUGAUUGUUUUGUUUUAUCACUAUCUCUUAUGAAUACAGAUUGGCCAAAAAUUAUAUUCGAAUCAGUUCGUUGUCUCAAAAAAGGAGCAUCUUUAAUAAUAGCUGAAGUAGUCAGUCGAUUUACAAAUUAUAAAGCUUUCAUAAAAUUUAUGAACAACGUUGGAUUUAAACUAUCAAACAAGAUAAAUCUGGAUGACUUUUUUUACGUAUUUUUUUUUGAGAAGAAUCAAGACGUAGAUAUUUCAUCAAGCACAAACGAAAAAAGAAUUAAAAAGGUUUCUUCCUUAUUGACCCCUUGUAUAUAUAAAAGGAGAUAA
Plasmodium adleri (nom. inval.) is the source of this 1224-nucleotide messenger RNA. Its product is annotated as rRNA processing and telomere maintaining methyltransferase, putative. Lineage: Eukaryota; Apicomplexa; Aconoidasida; Haemosporida; Plasmodiidae. Gene Ontology annotation, cellular component: nucleolus. The transcript has 3 exons. Gene Ontology annotation, molecular function: methyltransferase activity. The coding region runs from base 1 to 1224 and encodes 407 amino acids. The record is from RefSeq and is a predicted model, not a curated record.